AUGUUAUACAGAACAGUAAACCAUCCUGGCCUCUUAGCUAAGCCUGAGACUCGCAAUAACUGGUCCAACGUUAAGCCUGAGACUCGCAAUAACUGGUCCAACGUUAAGCCUGAGACUCCCAUUAACUGGUCCAACGUUAAGCCUGAGACUCGCAAUAACUGGUCCAACGUUAAGCCUGAGACUCGCAAUAACUGGUCCAACGAGACUCGCAAUAACUGGUCCAACGUUAAGCCUGAGACUCCCAUUAAGUGGUCCAACGUUAAUCCUGAGACUCGCAAUAACUGGUCCAAAGUUAAGCCUGAGACUCGCAAUAACUGGUCCAACGUUAAGCCUGAGACUCGCAAUAACUGGUCCAACGUUAAGCCUGAGACUCGCAAUAACUGGUCCAACGUUAAGCCUGAGACUCGCAAUAACUGGUCCAACGUUAAGCCUGAGACUCGCAAUAACUGGUCCAACGUUAAGCCUGAGACUCGCAAUAACUGGUCCAACCUUAUAUAG
Molecule: messenger RNA, 498 nt
Organism: Ylistrum balloti
Lineage: Eukaryota; Metazoa; Mollusca; Bivalvia; Pectinida; Pectinidae
Product: bifunctional endo-1,4-beta-xylanase XylA-like
Exons: 1
Coding region: 1-498 (165 amino acids)
Source: RefSeq, a predicted model, not a curated record